CAACUUCUAAAUUCUCUGUUUCGAAUGUUGAGUUUGCGGGAGAUUUAGUCACCCUAAAGUAGUUCAAGAGUUCCUAACUUUACGAUUUACUUACCACAUAAUAAAACUGAUUUUUGAGUUUGCUUUAAUGCGAAACUAUGUUAAUCUGGUUACAUUGCAAAUCAUUCGGACUAAUAUUUGAUCUAAGGAUAAUAUUUUAAUUGACAUAUUGCUAUUUUACUUUCUAUUCCAUCUGAGUAAAUAUAUAAAAAUGCGUGAGCGCUUCUCUACUGAAGACAGCAAUAAUUCUUCUACGGAAUUUGGUUGCUCUGUGCAUGAACUUCAGGGACUUAUGCAGUUGCGUGGAGCUGAAGCAGUAGAAGUUGUGAAUAAAAGAUUUGGUGGAGCUUCUGGAUUGUGUAAACGUCUUAAAACCUCUCCAACUCAAGGAUUAUCAAGUCAUGAUUUGGCAAAACGUCGUGAAGUCUUCGGGACCAAUAUAAUACCCCCAACACCUCCAAAAAGUUUUUUUCAACUUAUGUGGGAAGCUUUACAGGAUGUAACAUUGAUUGUUUUAAUGGUGGCUGCAGGUGUAUCACUUUUACUGGCAUUAUAUUCUAAAUAUUUUGGUGGAGAGCAUAGUUCCGGUGAUGAGAGUGAAGGUGAAGUUAGUUGGAUUGAAGGUGUUGCUAUACUUUGUGCUGUUUUGGUUGUAGUUUUAGUAACAGCAACAAAUGAUUGGCAGAAAGAAAAACAAUUUCGUGGUUUACAAGAUAAAAUUGAAUCAGACCAUAAAAUGUCUGUUUUACGAGAUGGUGAUAUUACAGAAGUACUAGUUGGUGAUAUUGUUGUUGGUGAUAUAUGUUUAGUGAAAUAUGGUGAUCUACUGCCUGCUGAUGGAGUGAUUCUUCAAAGUAAUGAUUUAAAGGUUGAUGAAAGCUCAUUAACUGGUGAACCGGAUCAAGUGAAGAAAGGUGAAAACAUUGAUCCAAUGUUAUUAUCAGGUACACAUGUUAUGGAAGGUUCUGGUAAAAUGGUUGUUACAGCUGUUGGAGUGAAUUCACAAGCUGGUAUUAUAUUUACAUUGUUAGGUGCAACUGAAGGAGACGGUUCAACUGCCGCACCACCGCCUCCAAUUAAUUUAGCUAAUGCUAAUGAGAUGACACAAAUUUCAAGGAAUACAAAUCCAAACUAUGAUACAGAUGAUAAACAACAACAUGAAAUAAAUAAAAAUCCUAAUGAUCAAUCUAAUGGUAAUAAACAUUCAAUUAAAGGAAGUGGCCAUGUCGCUUUCAGUGGUACAUCUGAAGUUGUGGGACCAGGUAAAAAUAAAUCGGCAGCCACAGGUGGUCGUAUUGAAAAUCAUCAACAUGAUAAUUUAAAUCAGCGUAACAGUUUAGGUAGUGGAGAUGCAGAGGCUACUGAAGAUAGCGGUGAUGCACCUAAAGGUCGUAAACGAAGAAAGAAAAAGUAUUCAGUGCUUCAAGCGAAGUUAACUCGUUUAGCUAGCUUAAUUGGACAACUGGGUACCGUUGUGGCUAGUUUAACAGUAAUAAUAUUAAUUGUAAAAUUUUCUGUCACUACAUUUUAUUUUAACAAAGAACACUGGGAUACAGGCAGACAUUUACAUCAAUUUGUACAGUUUAUUAUUAUUGGUGUAACAGUACUUGUGGUUGCUGUGCCCGAAGGACUUCCAUUAGCUGUAACUAUUUCAUUAGCCUAUUCUGUCAAGAAAAUGAUGAAGGACAAUAAUCUUGUACGACAUUUGGAUGCAUGUGAAACAAUGGGUAAUGCAACAGCUAUCUGUUCUGACAAAACAGGCACUUUAACAACAAAUCGUAUGACGGUUGUUCAAUGUUAUUUUGGUGAGAAAUUAACCCAAAACACUGACCAAUUACCAAAAUUGAAAGAUUUAAAUCAUAGAAUUGGACACAGAUUUGUGCAUGGUGUCGCAAUUAACAGUAGUUAUACAUCACGUGUGAUUAUUCCAGAAAAACCAGGUGAAUUACCACAACAACUGGGAAAUAAAACCGAAUGUGCUUUGCUUGGAUUUGUACGCCAUUUAGGCGUAAAUUAUGAGGACAUACGAGAACGGUGGCCACAAGAAAGUUUAGUGAAAGUAUUCACAUUUAAUUCUUUACGAAAGUCAAUGAGUACAGUGAUUAAAAACUUGGAACCUGAUAGGCCAGGUUAUACUGUUUUCACUAAAGGUGCUUCCGAAAUGGUUUUAAAAAAAUGUAGUUUCAUCCUGGAUGCUAAUGGUGAACCUAAACCAUUUAGUAAAUCUCAUCAAGAUAAUUUAGUUCGAGAUGUAAUUGAACAAAUGGCUGGUGAUGGACUACGUACCAUAGGUAUUGCAUACAAAAGUUAUAUAGAUCCUACUGUUGGGCUAUUUUCAAAUGAGGUUCCUCUAAAUCGUGGACAGACACCUGAUUUUGAUGAUGAAGAUACUAUCGUCUCUGAUUUAACAUGUAUUGGAAUAGUCGGAAUUGAAGAUCCUGUACGACCAGAGGUUCCUGCAGCUAUAAGAAAGUGUCAACGCGCUGGGAUCACUGUACGUAUGGUAACCGGUGAUAAUGUCAACACAGCGAGAUCGAUAGCUGCUAAGUGUGGCAUUCUUAAACCAGGUGAUAACUAUAUUGUGUUAGAAGGAAAAGAAUUCAAUGCUCGUGUACGUGAUCCACGUACAAAUCGUGUUAGACAAGAUUUAAUGGAUCAAGUAUGGCCACAGUUAAGGGUUCUUGCACGUUCUUCACCACAGGAUAAAUAUACUUUAGUAAGUGGGAUUAUAGACAGUCAUAUUUCAACUCGUCGUGAAGUUGUUGCUGUAACUGGAGAUGGCACAAAUGAUGGACCUGCAUUGAAAAAGGCUGAUGUUGGUUUCGCUAUGGGUAUAGCAGGAACAGAUGUUGCAAAAGAAGCUUCAGAUAUUAUAUUAACAGAUGAUAACUUUACAAGUAUCGUUAAAGCUGUUAUGUGGGGAAGAAAUGUAUAUGAUUCUAUUUCAAAGUUUCUUCAAUUUCAACUAACUGUUAACAUGGUUGCUAUUAUAGUUGCAUUUGUUGGUGCGUGUCUAAUAACUGAUAGCCCACUUAAGGCUGUUCAAAUGUUAUGGGUCAAUUUAAUCAUGGACACUUUGGCGUCAUUAGCCUUGGCGACCGAAAUACCAACAGAAGAGUUACUUGAACGAGCUCCAUAUGGUAGAACAAAGCCUAUUAUCAGUCGUAAUAUGAUUAAAAAUAUCAUCGGGCAGUCUAUUUAUCAACUAAGUGUUAUUUUCUUUCUGAUAUGGUUCGGUGAAUUACUGUUAGAUGUUGAAAACGGUCGUGGUUUAAGUGCUAAAGGUAUAAAUCGUCCAACAGAACAUUUUACUGUGAUAUUCAAUUCAUUUGUUAUGAUGACAUUAUUUAAUGAAAUUAAUGCUAGAAAAAUUCAUGGACAGCGAAAUAUAUUCUCUGGAUUAACUAACAAUUUAUUAUUUGUUAUAAUUUGGAUUUCGACAUUUAUACUACAAGUUGUAAUUAUUCAGUUUGGUGGCUAUGCAUUUAGCACACGGCCAUUAGCUUUAGAACAUUGGUUAUGGUGUUUAUUUUUUGGAAUAGGCACUCUACUCUGGGGUCAGGUCAUUAUUUCAAUACCAGUAUGGAUAAUACCAAAGAGAAAACGUAGAAUAGCCAAGUCAAGACGUUUGACAUUAAUUGCAACACAAGAUGCAUUGGGAAUGGAAACAGACGGUCUAGUUACUCAAGAUUUUGCACAUCCACAACUUGCAGAUGGUGGUGUGGUGCAUAGAGCUAGUACAGGUUUUGUUAGUAAAGCGGCAAAUGCGGUUGCUCGUGGUUUUGGUGCAAUUUAUACACAACCUGAAGGUGAGGAAGAAGAGGAAGAGGAAGAGGAAGAUGAAGAAGAAGAUGAUGAAGAUAGAGAGGAUAUAGUUGGUGCCAAUCUACGUAAUACUGGCCAAAUAUUAUGGAUUCGAGGCUUAUCAAGAUUACAAACACAGUUGAAAGUUGUACAUGCUUUUCGAGAUCAACGGGAUUCAGAAGAUGAACGUGCGAAUAUAGCAGCGUUAAUGCAUCAUCAUCGUUCAUCAAAAGAUGUCUUACAACCAACAUCAAAGAAAAGAAGAAAAUCACAGCAACUAUAUAAGAAUAAUAAUGACAAUAAUAAUAUUAAUUCACAUCAACAAUCCCAUCGUUACCACCACCACCAACAGCGACGACAACAACUUCAACUGACAGAUUCCACAGACUUUUCUCCUACUUUCCCAGUUACAUCAAAUAAGUUAGGAGAAAAAAUUGCAGAAGGAAAUCCACUGUUAGUUUUAGAGCUAACUAAUGAUGAAGAAAAGUAUCAUAAUAGCAAUGAGCAUUGUGAUAUCAACGAUGAUGGUAAUAAUAUCAAUGUUAACACCAGUCAACAAAGACAAGAUCAUGAUCAGGAAAGUACACUUGCCGAAGUAACAACAAUGAAAUGCAAGAAGAAUAAUGAUGAUAAACAGUUUAAAGAAACUGGUUAUGAAAUUUCAAAGGAAACUACAGACAAUAUGAUAAAUCCAGAUCUUGAAGAAUGGAUUAAAUCGAGUUGGUUACAUGAUUCAAUUGGGCAAGAAAACAUAAGCUGUACUGUGCCAGAAUCAUCAUAUAAUAUGGGAAAUAAUUUUCAACUACAAAAUAAUCCUUCAGCAUGUACAUUUGAGCGUCAAGAUUCAAAUACCGUUGUAGUUGGAAGAAAUCAACAUUCAAAUCGGCCGCACAAACAAAGAAGAUCAAGUAAACCACCUGCUCCGCCACCUCCACUUAAACAACCAUUUAGUACAGCUACCUCAGACAGCUCUAAUUUACUUUAAACUUCCUGUGAUAUACAUCAGUCCAACUGUUUAUUCUUAAGUUUCAUCUACCUAUAUUAUUGAAAAGAACAUGAUAUAUAAUCUCUUAUUGUUUAUAUAAUAAUGCAUUGUUCCUCAACAAAUUAGUGAAUAAACAUAUUACUUCUUACUCUACAUUAAAAAAGAAUUUAUCUAUUACUUGUAAAUUAAAUCUGAAGAUAUUGUCUACUAGAAACAUUGUUCAAUUUGUAAUCUCAGUGAAAUCUUCAUUCAUAUCUAUGAAACUCUAUACGUUAAAACUGAGAUUCUUACUUCAUAUAUAGAAUUUCAUCUUAAAUAAUUAUUUACUAAUUAUUUAACAUUCCCCUUUACAUUUCAUUCAUUUCAUAUAAGAAGAAAUAGAGAUUUGCCUAGCAGUUUAAAAUUUGCUCAAUCAUCAAUUACAGUGAUUUUUAUUAUCAUCAUCACCAUCAUCAUUAUCAUCAACAACAACUUCCGUUUUGGAAAUCACUUUGUUUUCCAACGUAUAUUUAAAGAAAACAUUUUUUAUAUUAUAUACUACUUCUAUAUUCUUACCGUCAAUUACUUUGGUUUAUUUAAAUUAAUUCUAAUAUAAUGUUAUUGUAUUCAAAGAAAUAUUAACUUAAUGAUUCCCUCUCUAAAACAUCUUAUUCCAUCAAUCUAUUUAUUUUCUAUACUUUAAUGAAAUUUAUAAAAAAUAAUAAUUUUUUUCAGCACAUUCUUCAAGUUCGUUUUUUUUUUUAUUAACAAUUUCACACAGUAGAUUGAAAAGCACAAAUUUUCCCUCUUUUAUUUUUAAACAAACAAAAAUCAAUAGAAAAGAAGAAAAAAACUAAUGUGCACAUAUAAUUAUGAUAAUGUAAUUCAUUUAUUAUUCUUUUGUUAUAUGCAUGGUUGUGAAAUGUAUUCAUUGAAUGCUUGAAAUCAAUUUUAUUAUCGUUAUCAAUAUUGUUAUCGUCAUCAUCGUUCAAUUAUGUAAUAUAUAUAUAUUCAAACAAAACAACUACAUUUUAUUCCACUGAAAGCUUCGUGCAAUCAGAGCAUUUCGUGGUGGUUAUUCAAGUAAACUAUGUGAUAUGAUGGAAUGGAGUAAUCAAUCGAAACGAUAUGUCAAUCAAUCAUAUAUUUCACAUUCAUAUCAAACAAUAAAUCGUUCAUCAACAAAUGUUUCAAAGAAUAAUGAAGAAGUACUUACGAAAUCAGUAAUUCAUUUGAAAGACGAUAAUGAUGAUGAUAAUAAAAAUGAUAAUAAUAUUGGUGAUGACGAUAAUAAUAAUAACAAUAAUAAUAAUAAUAAUAACUCUAGUACAGUCAAUCAAGAAAAAUAGUUUUACAGAAUUUCUUCUCAGAACUUUUAGAAAAGUAUUUUAUACAACCAACUAAAAGAAAAUAGAUCUACUGUCAUCAUUCUAACUCUUUCUUUAACAACAUACAUUUAUAUAUUUUUCAGAUGAAAAAGGUAUUCAAUUAAAUCAGUAAUUAAGAAGUGUUUUCACUGCUUAAUUAACAUUAUGAAUUAAAUUUUACCUUGGGUGAAUUUUACUCAUGUUUUACUAUUAUUAUUAUUAUUAAUAAAAUCAUUAUCACAUGUCUACUAAAACCAUUUGCCAUUAUUUACUAUUUUUUACACAAUUACUAUUCCUAUCUACUAAUAUUUACAAUUAUAUAUGUAUAAAAGAUUGUGAUAUGGUCUAAAUUACUUAAGCAUAUUUCAUUUGCAUACAACAUUACAAUCUUAAUGUAUGUAUAUGUGAGAAUUUAUGUGAAAUAUUGAGAUGAAACAAUCAGUAUAAUAAACAAUAUACAUUAUCUUACUAUUCAAGAAUUAUAGAACAGUUCAAUUUAAAAAUAAUUGUUGAUUACAAAAGUGAAUAUUCUCUGAUAUAUUUUUACUCAUUCAAAUUAUGAGCAUUUUUCUCCCUCGACAGGUAUUAUUCUAUAAAUAAGACUGAAUAAGGCUGUGUGAGGUUAUAUAUACAUAUAUUGAUUUUUUUUUUAAAAAAAACACAAACAACUAUAACAGAUGGACUAUAUCACCUUUUCUCAUAUUCCUCUAAAUUCUUCAUAUUUAAAGCACAGUAACCAUUUAAUAUCUACUGUUUACUGUUUUAGUGAUAGUAUUAUUAGUUUUGAAUUUAGUGUAAAACAACAAUAUUAACUUAGAAAUAGAGUUAUAGAAUUCCUUCAAACUAUUAGCAAUUCAUCAUAUUCACAAUUUGUCUAUCUUGAAGUACACUUAAUAAAAUAACCUAUACGAUUGUCUACAUUUUUAACCAUAAAAACUUGGAUAAGUUAUUUAAACUGCAUGAUAUAUAUAUAUAUGAUAGGUUCAGAGGGAUGAAAAACUAUUAGGAAUCUCACUAUUUUUACGGUUAAAUGAAGAUAACUCAAAACUCAAUGUCAUUGUAACCAAAUAUUCUGACUUUCCUGCAAUUAUUGUUUUUCUAAACUCUUAAUUAGAUUUCCAAUUUUUAAAUAAGAUUCCAUUUAAUGAGAGAACAAUUUUCCUCUUGUAGUUCAGAUACUUAAUUAGUUGAAUAAUAUAAUAUCAUCAAACAAUACAAUACUGUACUUACAGACUUUAUAUGUGUAUGUAUGGACAUAUUCAAAAAUACAUACAUAUUUCAUCUUGUCAUUCAUUCUAUCCAGUUUCAUUUUUAUUUCUUUCAUUUGUUCUUGCUCUUAUCUUAUUAAAUUUAUUACAACAUAUAAUAAAAUGUGAACAGGAAUGAUAAUUUCUUUUACCUAUUCUAUUGUCCUAUUCAUUCUGUUUAUUAUUAUCUGAACUAUGUUGUUUAAAAAUAUACAUCAUUUCUCCUAAUAAAAAAAUAUACCCUAACUACAAUACCAGUCAAUUAUUAUUAUUACUAUUGAUUCUAUUGUCUUCAUUUGAUUGAAUCUGACUUUUAUGAUGGUAAUUUUCUCAUUCAAAUUUAGUUUAAAAUCAUGAUAUUAUUUUUUCUAAAAUUUCAAUUAAUGAUUGUAUACAUUAGGUUUACAAAUUUUGAUGUAUGAACUGAAUAUAUAUAUCUAUAUAUAAUUGAAGAAAACAAAUAUAUACUGUUAUAAGUCUUCUUAUAUUGAUUACAUUCUUUUGUUACUGACGCCUCCACUGUGAUGCGCUUUCAGUGAGAAAAUGAGAUUUCAUGUUUGUUUGUUUCUGUUUGAAAAAAAGACUUCUCUAUCUAAUUACUGAUAAAUGCAUGCUUGUUAUUUUCAAGUUGAUACAUUGUUCUUAAUGAGCAGCAAUAAAUAAACAUUGUGAAAGCUGAAAGAAUCCCUAACGAUAACGAAAGAAAUAUUGAGGAUGAUCACCACUGUUAAAACGAGUUAAUAACGUAUUUCCAGCUCUGAGUCAAUUGAUGUUGUUUCAGUGUAACACCACACUAUCAGGGAAUCUUAUAAAUUAUUUUACCAUUAUAUUACGCCGAUUUGUUUCAAACCAUGAUAAUUAAACUAAAUAUAAGUGAUUUCAUGAAUUA
This is a messenger RNA of Schistosoma bovis, 8310 nucleotides long. Lineage: Eukaryota; Metazoa; Platyhelminthes; Trematoda; Strigeidida; Schistosomatidae. The record is from the annotation of a GenBank genome assembly.